This is a messenger RNA of Acanthoscelides obtectus, 798 nucleotides long. The record is from the annotation of a GenBank genome assembly. NCBI's taxonomy places the organism in Eukaryota, Metazoa, Arthropoda, Insecta, Coleoptera, Chrysomelidae.
AUGUACAGAGUACCGAAAAACACUAUCUCAAAUUUCAUUAAAGAAGUAUGCCAAGAAAUAUACAAUCCUCUACAAGAAUUUAUGAAGGUACCACAAACAGAAGAAGAAUGGAAAGAAAUUCAAAAUAAUUUCUAUUGCCGAUGGAAUUUCCCAAAUCGCUGCAGGGUCCUGGAUGUCAAACAUAUUAUUAUACGUAAUGCACCCCAUAGUGGAUCAGAAUAUUUUAAUUAUAAAGGCACCUUUACUAUUAUUUUAUUUGCAUCUGUUGAUGAGAAUUAUUCUUUUCGCUACAAUGAUGUGAGUACAAAAGGCCGUACCAGUGAUGCAGCAGUUUUUUCAAAUUCAUCUCUAAACGCAGCACUGCAAGCGAAUCUGUUAAAUUUUCCAAAAAAUGGAGUAUUUGUCGCUGAUGACGCUUUUCCGCUCAAAACGUUCAUUUUAGAACCAUACGGAAGAACCACGUGCCUAUCCAGAAAACAAAAAAAUUUUAAUUACCGCCUAUUUAGGGCACGCCGUAUCGUGGAGAAUGCAUUCGGGAUUUUGGCUUCGAGACUUAGAAUAUUUGAAAAAUCGAUACCUCUUGCGAUUGAUAAGGUGGAUAUACUGGUUAAAACAGCGUGUGCAUUACACAAUUGGCUAAGAACUACCUCGAGUGAAAAAUACACGGAAAUGGGCGCCUUGGACGUAGAGGACUUUAAUGCAGCUAGGAUUAUACCAGGUUCUUGGAGAUCAGAAAUUCAUGAAGCAAAUGGUUUACAGGCAUUACGAAAUAACGUUGGGGCUCGUAAUUACACAUAA